AGAAAUCGUAAGCAAGAGACCACAAUGGUGUGGUUCCUUUCAUAUCAAGACCCAAAAGAGGAAAGUCUGUAUGAAGAUAAAAUAGAUGCAUGCUGUCUAGAGUUUGGAAGAAGGAGCCAGGAAGAUAGUGAAGUUCUAAAAUCGUGGUGACGGCGCAAGUGUAAGUGAACUAACUAACUGUACACACUGAAGGAGGGAUCAGUGAGCCUGUGUGUUAUAGCCCAGCAAACAGCUUCCAAGAGACAAGCUUGAGGAAUUGUGACCCAGCUUCUUAGUAUAAUAAGAUUUCUGUUCACAUACAGACAUUUUGUAUGGCGCCUCCUACCACUUUUAGGAGGAAUCCAUUGGACUCGGGAUCUUACCCGGUAAGUUUCCAAGUUUCCUAGGGAUUUAGAAAUUACCGACUAGAUACUUCCUUCCACAGCUGGGUCAUAGCUCAGGGACAGAGCAAGUGCCUAGCCAGUGCAAGGCCUUGGGUUCUGUGCCCAGCAACGCAAAAACAAAAAACAAAGAGGAGAGCACAGGGUGAGCAGGAGUCACUGAGUGCUGUUCCCCCAGAACGAAAUCGCAGCCCGACCCUGUUGCGCAUAUGAGGUCACUUUUAAACGUCUGUGCUAAUAAACAGGGAAGGUCCAAAAGAGGCCCCGGAAUUAUGGAAAAUUUCCGGCCUCUGAGGACAUCGGGCCCCACUGUUUGGGUCUGACCCUGGCUGGGCACCUUGGCUCCACUGGCUGGAGUGCCUGCCAUCCGUGCCAAAGUGGAGUCUGGAAUCCUCUGCGGACACUGUCGCCGUUCAUAAGGAUUCCGAGUGUGUGCUGCGGGGGUGGGAAUGGGGUGUCGAGUUCUGAUGAAGGAAAAAGGACUCCAGAGCCAGCGGCAAUGCCGCAGGACCUUCGGCCCAAGGCGAGUGGUCUGCAGUGGGCGGGGCCACCGCAGCCGCCCAAUCGGCGCCUCUCAAGGCAGGUGAGUGACAAGCCGGGUGGGCGUGCGUGAGGGCGCGUGAUUGUGCGCACUGCGCUCUCUCCCCGACCUCUGCGCAGCCGCCUUCACCCUGCGCAUACCGAUCCCGGCGUCCUCCGCGGACUCCCGGACGCCCAGUAAGCCAGAAAUGGGGUCACUGACCUUUGAGGAUGUGGCUGUGAACUUCACCCAGGAGGAGUGGACUCUGCUGGAUCCUGCUCAGAAGAAUCUCUACAGGGAUGUGAUGUUGGAAACGGUCAGAAACCUGACUGCUGUAGGAAUACAGUGGGAAGGUCAGCACAUUGAAGAUCAGCACAGAAAUCCUGGAACAAACCUCAGAAGUCUUGUGGCAGAGAGAUUUUCAGAAAGAAAAGAAUAUGGUUGUUAUGAAGGAAGCCAGAUUCCAGGUCUCAGUCUGAGCGGGGAAGCUGAAGGGCAAGGCUGUGAGUGCACUGUGUGUGGGAAAGUCUUGAUUGCUCAUGAGUCUCUUCACAGGCACGUGAGCAUUCACACUGAACACAAACCCUGUGAGUAUCAAGAAGAUGGCACUGAGACACAGGGAACCAAGCAACGUGAAGUCGAAAGGAUUCGAACUAGGGAGACACAGUACGCAUGUAAAAGAUGUGGAGCAUUGCUCACUUCUUCCGAAAGCUUUCAGACACAUGAGAACACACAGUGGACAUGGACCUUAUAGAUCUAAGGAGUGUGGAGAAGCCUUUACAUCUCCCAGUUCACUUCGGACACAGGAAGAAGUGCACACUCAAGAUAAAACCCGUCACCCUGGUCAGGAUGAAAGUACUUC
Messenger RNA from Peromyscus californicus insignis, 1762 nucleotides. RefSeq names its product zinc finger protein 844-like. NCBI's taxonomy places the organism in Eukaryota, Metazoa, Chordata, Mammalia, Rodentia, Cricetidae. The transcript has 4 exons. Gene Ontology annotation, biological process: regulation of DNA-templated transcription. The record is from RefSeq and is a predicted model, not a curated record. The coding region runs from base 1109 to 1654 and encodes 181 amino acids.